AUGGCGAACACCAGGACGCCGAGGGCUGAUGUGCAGGCGAAGAUUAUUUCCCGAAAGGUCAACAGGGCAGUUGACACCUUGCGGAGAUUCUUAGAGAGUGCGAUGAAGUACGUGCAGACACUGAUGGCUAUGUUCUACUGCUUCUGCGCCAAAGUCUUCGCGUUGAACCAGAUCCAGAAGGAAAAGAACUCCCACGAAUCCACCAAGAAGGACUCGCCCUCCCUGUCCUCCUCCUCCUCCUCCGCGUCUCCCCUAGCAUCGUCUACGGCUGAAGCAGCUGAGAACUCCAAGGCUCGAUCUGAUGCCCAGGCGCAAGGUUUUUCCAACGAGCAAACUACCUUCAUCCCCAAGUCCAUUGCGUCGAGCAGCAUGGCAGUUGCCGCAGUUCCAGCAGUCGCAGUCACUAUCUCAGCUCUUGGCGAUGCUGCUGUGCUGGACGCGGCUGUCACAGUGGCUCAGGUCGGAGCCCUUGCGAUCUUCUUGACUUACGGCAUGGAUGCGUUGACUGGAUUCUUCGGGGCGAUUAAUGCAAGGCCAAGUGUCGAGCAGGAGGAGGGAGCAGCGAAAGAAGACGUGGCACAACAGACUGAAGGAGCUCCUCAGUGA
Molecule: messenger RNA, 606 nt
Organism: Guillardia theta CCMP2712
Lineage: Eukaryota; Cryptophyceae; Pyrenomonadales; Geminigeraceae
Exons: 6
Coding region: 1-606 (201 amino acids)
Source: RefSeq, a predicted model, not a curated record